AAGUGACGCCCCCGCCGCUUCCUUUCCCGCAGCGCCGGAAAAAGCAGAAAAAAAAAACAACACAGCCGCCCCGCCUCAAACCAAGCCCCCUCUGGCCCUCUCCCUCCGCUCCGGUUCACCGACUCCCUCAAUCCUCAUCGCGCCCCCCCCCCCCCCCCCCCUCCGGCGAUCCUAACGGCUUAUGGUAAGUGGUGAGUGAACCACCACUUACGGUGCCAUAAUGGAUGGUAGUAGUGAGCGAAUUCAAUUCUCAUGGGGGAAGCGUAGAGCAAAGGGUGGUGUUAAGAUGGAUACACGGUUUUACGAGUCCUUCACAUUGGAUAAUGUGAAAUAUUCACUGUAUGACUGUGUCUACUUGUUUAAGCAUGGUGAUCCUGAACCAUACAUUGGAAAAAUAGUGAAGAUUUGGGAGCAAAAUCAGGCUAAGAAAGUAAAAAUUCUUUGGUUUUUCUUUCCUGAUGAGAUUCAGAAAUAUUUAAGAGGCUCUGUGAUGGAAAAGGAGAUUUUUCUUGCUUCUGGUGAUGGUAUUGGGCUUGCAGAUGUCAACCCACUGGAAGCUGUUGCUGGAAAAUGCACUGUUAUAUGCAUUUCAAAGGAUGAGAGAAAUCGCCAACCUUCCCCUCGGGAACAAGCAAUGGCUGAUUAUAUCUUCUAUAGGGUCUUCAAUGUUGAAAACUGCACCCUUUCUGAUCAGUUGCCUGAUAAAAUUGCUGGGUUGGGAGUCGAGGUUCUGCUGAAUCCAAAAGAUGAGUUAGUCAUAUCCAGUCCUAACGCACUGAAUCCAAAUGCUGAUGAUGGUCUGGCUGCUACAGCCCCUCCUCCCCAUUCAGCAGUUAAAGAGGAGAAUGAAAGUCCAGAUGCUGCAGUUCCACUUUCCCAGCCAGCAGCUAAGGAGGUGGAUGCAAAGUCGCCUGCCGCAGUUCCCCUUUCCCAAUCAGUGGUCAAUAAGGAGGACCAGAAACCAGUUGCUGCCAUUCCUAUUUCCAAGUCUGUGAUCAAGAAAGAGGAUAAGAAAUCAGUCGCUGCUGUUUCUGUUUCCCAAUCAGCAAUCAAGGAGGAAGAGAAACCAGUUGCUUCGACCCCCCAUCCACGGUCAGCAGUUGUGGAGAACAAUGCCAAACAUACACAAUCACAGAAUGCUCAAGGUGGGGAGAGGCCGCCAAAAAAGUUGAAAUUAUCCCAAGAAGCUACAGUGAAGAACAUGACCCCAGCGGUUACUGAGACGAGACCUUUGGAGCUACCAUCAAGACAAGCUGACAGAAGCAAAUGGUUUAAAAUUUCAUGGGAUGACAAACUACAGAGGGCUGAUGAGCAGGGGACACUUGUAUAUAUUCAAAAUCUUGAUAUUAACUUUGCAGCUGCUGACAUAGAGGAGCUGAUUCGUGAGGCAUUACAGCUAAAUUGUACUGCGAAGCCCAUUAACCACCCCACCUAUGAUGAUCCAAACAAUGGAAAAGCAUAUGCUAUCUUCAGUACUAAAAAAGCUGCUGAUGAUGCUAUUUCAAAAAUCAAUUCAGGCUUGGUUGUUGGUGGAAGACCUCUUUACUGCAGCAAAGGUUUGCUUAAGGUUCCAAAAUCUUCAGGAACUUUUGUUGGGCACUUGUCCUUACAUAAUAUUAAAAUUGGUCCAAAACAGCGAGAAGAGCAGAAGAAGGCUGUAUCGACCUCACAUUGUUCUCAGCCGAACACAAUCGAGUAUGACUUGGCCUUGGACUGGAUGCUUCUUCGAGCAAAGCAAGAGAAAAAAUUUGAAAUACUUCACAAGGAUCAUAAAAAUGCCAGGGAAGGGUUUGCUAGUAUUGGCAGCAAGGCCGCAAAGGCAGGAAAGUAGCUGGUUCUCAAUUAUCACCUUUCAGAGCUUGGUGGUCCCUCCCAGAAGCACUUUACGAUCAGCAAGUUUCUUCUCUCUGGAAGAGGAUUGUGCACAGAGGUUUUUGAAUUAGCCAAUGCAUUCAUUGAGGGGACUAACUGCACUGAACCGUGACUGCUGAUGUUAAUUCAUGUUAGGAAAGGAAAAGGGAAAAAGUCGCAGGGUAGCUUUAGAACUCAGAGUAGCUAGGCAGAAGUAGCCAUUGCAGAAAGUUUGGUGGCGUUAGGAUGUUUUGGGCUAACAUAUGGUUACCAGUUAAGUAUGCCAGCGUAUCAAUGAUGCGCAUCACUUGCUGCGCCCUGGGUAGCAAUUCAUGGAAUGUGUAUAUCCUCCGAGUCCAUGGCUUGUUUAUCCCAUCCAUGGGGGUUGUUUGUAAGGCACUGGCACAGUGGCACUGGUUUAUGAACCCCCUGUUCCGCUACAAGAUAUAUUCAUUGAUGAAAUUGGAAGGCCUUUUAUGGUGGAAGGCAUAGGGUGGUCUACCUUUAGA
Molecule: messenger RNA, 2360 nt
Organism: Panicum virgatum (switchgrass)
Lineage: Eukaryota; Viridiplantae; Streptophyta; Magnoliopsida; Poales; Poaceae
Product: protein ANTI-SILENCING 1-like
Exons: 11
Coding region: 221-1831 (536 amino acids)
Molecular function (GO): chromatin binding; RNA binding
Source: RefSeq, a predicted model, not a curated record